AUUCUGGGAGUUGUAGUUGGUAUCUGUAUUCUAGGAGGAAACAUGCCGGAUGACUUUGAUAAGGACGUAUACCCGGAGCCUCCUCGUCGCACUCCCGUGGUGGAGAAGCAGACAAGUCUGCCAAAUGUUGCGUUGAUUUUGACAAAAGCAUGGGGUUUUGCUGUGGAUGCUCCUGUCACUGUGUUCCGAGAAUGGAUAGAACGUCAGCAAGCAAAGAGAAAAUUUUAUUACUAUCACCGUGUUUUCCGGCGUGUUCCAGAUUUGACUAAUUGCCUGGAGUAUGACUACCCUUGUCAGUACGAGGCUGAGAUGCAGUGGAGACGUGACUUUAAAGUUGAUCAGGAGAUCAUAAAGAUCGUACAGGACAGAAUGAAGGCCUGUCAGCAGAGAGAAGGCGAAAGUUAUAUGCAGAACUGUAGGAAGGAGGUGGAGCUGUUCAAACAAACCGCUAAAGCUUACCAGUCGAGAUAUGAAGACCUUGGUGCUCACGGUGGUGCCAGGCAGUGCCUCAUGAAGCAGAAACACAGAAUGAUGGAAGAAAGAACACGUGCAGCUGCUUCUACAUCCUAGCCGUCCUCUCGUGCACGAAUUCUGGCUGCAGUUUUUCUGAGUUAUUGACUCUGUGUUGGCAGAAGAACUAAUCAAUCUGUACAUUUUACACUUGUAUAAUAAAAUAUUAAACUGAGUUAAUAGUA
Protopterus annectens (West African lungfish) is the source of this 695-nucleotide messenger RNA. It is a transcript of the gene NDUFB10, whose product is annotated as NADH:ubiquinone oxidoreductase subunit B10. The transcript has 4 exons. The record is from RefSeq and is a predicted model, not a curated record. Lineage: Eukaryota; Metazoa; Chordata; Ceratodontiformes; Protopteridae. Bases 43 to 570 code for a protein of 175 amino acids.